Camellia sinensis is the source of this 1043-nucleotide messenger RNA. The record is from RefSeq and is a predicted model, not a curated record. NCBI's taxonomy places the organism in Eukaryota, Viridiplantae, Streptophyta, Magnoliopsida, Ericales, Theaceae.
UUUGAGCAAAUUGCAAAAGAGGAGGAUGACCCAAACCUUAUUCCAACAAAGGAGAACAUGCAGAAGGCCUUGAGGUGGCUUGUGGCCGACUGCAAGUCAGGGGACUCCUUGGUGUUCUACUUCUCUGGACGUGGUUUACGACAACCUGAUUUUGAUAUGGAUGAGAACGAUGACUACGAUGAAACUAUCUGUCCUUCUGAUUUCAUGACUGCUGGAAUGAUCCUUGAUAAUGAUAUCAAUAAUACCAUUGUCAAGCCUCUCAAGGAAGGUGUCAAGCUUCAUGCCAUUAUCGAUGCCUGUCACAGCGGAACCAUCCUUGAUCUAGAGCAUGGUUACGACAGAAAACAGAAACUGUGGGUGGAUAACAAACUUACUUCAGGUGUAAGCAAAAGUAAAGAUGGUGGACUAGCUAUCUCUUUGAGUGCCUGUGCUGAUGAUCAAAUUGUUGCCGAUACAACUGCUUUCUCAAGAAACGAAAUGACUGGCGCCAUGACUUACAUUUUUGAUCAAAUAAUUAGGCAAAACCCUACAAUAACAUACAGUAAUCUACUCGAAAAGAUGCAUGAGCAAAUUAAGCAUGCUAAUAGUAAUAGUACAGGAUGCCUCCUAAGGAUAUUCUGCCACAAGUUAAUAUAGGAGACUCAGCUAUCAUCUUCAAUACCAUUUAAUCUUGAUAAAGAGAAAUUCAACUUGUAGGCAUAUGUACUGGUCAUCCUAGCAUUAUACCAUGUCAAAGAAUGUUAUCAAUAUGCAACCGGUGUCGUCUUGGGCCCAAUGUUAAUAUGGGAGCUAUUGUGGAGCGAAAACAAGGAUUUGUAUCCCAUAGACUAUAUAAAGAGAAGGGGAAGAAAAAAAAAAGUGUUAUUUACAUGCAGUUUGAGUAAAUGAGAGUCCUCAAUUUCAUAUUCCCCUAAUAAUAUGAUUAUUUGGUAAGAUAUUUAUACUUUGGUUUGAGCCUAAAGAGAAGAUUAAUUUUAUCAAAUUGCUAUUCUUGGCUUGUGAAAUAGAAUAUCUUGCAAAACAUUUGCAACCUUUUAUUGGCA